AACAAAAGUUUCGAUCUCCAUAGGUUUUAACAUCAAAUGAGCAUGUCGGGUUUAUACUUUGAUAUUGGCAGAAAGGCCAGAGAUCUUCUAUACAAGGGCUAUGCUCAGCAACCAGCAAAUCACUUACAAGGCAUUGACUGCAGUCUUGAUCUGUCCUGCCAAAUUAGGGACAUUGUACCUGGACUAAGAACCCUUUUUAACUUUUCCAUUCCCGAUUCUGCCAAGGUGGAACUGCAAUACUUGAGCGACUAUGGUGGGAUAUCAGGGGGCUUUGGAUUGAAAUCAGAUCCUCUAGCAGGAUAUAACCCUCUCAUCAACUUCUCGGGGCUGAUAGGAAGCGAUUUUCUCUCCCUUGGGACUGAUCUCGCCUUUGACAUAUCAACAAGAACAUUCAACAACUUCAGUGCUGGUUUGAGCUUCAACAGUGACUUCCUUAUUGCUUCCUUCAACAUGAAUGACAAGCUUGACACUUGGAAAGCUUCUUGUUGCUGCGUGAUGAACCCCUCGACGGAAACUGCCAUUGCAGCGGAGCUGAAGCAUACUUUUUCAGUCAAUGAUACCGCCAUCACUAUUGGCGGCCAGCACGCAUUGUUUCCGUUUACAUUGGUGAAGGCUCGAGUAAACACUCACGGAAGGGUAGGCGGUCUUAUUCAGCAGGAUUUGUGGGAAAAGCUUGCUCUAACUAUUGGUGGUGAUGUGGAUUUAUUGGACAUAAAAAGCUUUCCAAAGAUUGGCCUGUCUGUGGCUUUCAGGGUUUAGAAGAAGCCUGUAGAGAAAGCUUCUAUACACAACAGAAAUUAGCGACUUAAGGAGGUUGUGAUUUUGGUUAAAUAAUUUUUGGGUGUCAUAGAAUUCUAUGGUCAUCUUCCUUCCGCUCAAGUUUGUCCAUCAUUUAGAUGAUAUUGAGGCAAAUACUUCAGUUGUAAGUCAGAGAUCUAUCAUAGUAAAAACUGAAAAAUAUAAAUAAAUACAUAAGAAAAAGAAAGGAGAAGUCGGGGUACACUUCUGUAUCACUUCCACAGGGCAUACAUUUGAGAAAGUGAAGACGUAUGUAUACAAAAGAUUGUCUGUAUCCAGUUUUUAAGAAAAUGGUAAUACGAAUA
Alnus glutinosa is the source of this 1103-nucleotide messenger RNA. RefSeq names its product mitochondrial outer membrane protein porin of 36 kDa-like. Gene Ontology annotation, cellular component: mitochondrial outer membrane. The coding region runs from base 37 to 759 and encodes 240 amino acids. Lineage: Eukaryota; Viridiplantae; Streptophyta; Magnoliopsida; Fagales; Betulaceae. Gene Ontology annotation, molecular function: voltage-gated monoatomic anion channel activity. Gene Ontology annotation, biological process: monoatomic anion transmembrane transport. The transcript is spliced from 5 exons. The record is from RefSeq and is a predicted model, not a curated record.